CAACUUCGUAUCUAUUCUCUUUAUGGUAUCCAGAGCUUUAUAAUUUUUUUUUUUUCAUCUCUGCCCUAAGCUCGUUCUGCCUUUCAUGGCAAACCACAACCAGUCUAUUCUGGCUCUUGCCAACACCACAACUUCCAAUUUCAAUUUUCAAAUCCCACCUAUCCAUCUCAAACUUGAACGGGAGAACUACUCCCUGUGGCGAUCUACCAUUAUCUCUGUUUUAGAGACCUUUGAUCUUGAGUCUUUCAUCUUGGAUCCUUCACCACCAUCUGAGACUCACUCUGUCACCGAUGCUGACGGUGUUUCCACCAUUGAACCAAACCCUGAUUUUGCACUUUGGAAAAAGCGUGAUCGCUUUGUUCUGCUAUGGAUUAAAUCUACCCUCUCUGAGCGUGCACUCUCAUUGGUUGUUCGUGCCACAUCAUCUCAGAUGGCCUGGACAGCCAUUGAAAACACGUUCCAGGCUCAAACCCGAGCUCGUCGCAUGGCUAUGAAACUUCAAUUGCAGACGUUGAUGAAAGGGUCUCUCUCUGUGAUGGAUUAUAUUGAGCGCAAACGGUCUAUUGCCGAUUCUCUGGCCGAAAAUCUACAUCCUAUCUCUGAUGAAGAUCUCAUUGGUUAUAUUUUGAGUGGUCUGGAUUCCUCCUAUGGGGCUUUCAUCACAGCUUUCAUGAUGAAGUCUGAUGAUGUUUCCGUAGAUGCACUUACUGGUCUUCUUCUUCAGGAGGAAGCCAGACUCGAGCAGGAGCAUACGCGACAACUUGGAAUCGUCUCACCGUCCCUUCCUCCACCACCGCCACCGCCAAUGUCCGGCUCCUCCGCUCUCGCUGCUACCCGGUCCUCUCCCAGACCAUACUCCAACAGCACCAAUACCACCAGUGGCGCUGGUUCGUCUUCUACUCGCCCUCCUGACACUCGUCGUCGUAGACCGAUGUGUCAACUUUGCAGUAAACCAGGUCAUGAGGCUAUCGAUUGUUGGCAGCGCAACAAUCAAACUGAUUUCCCAUCUCGUAGAUUAAAUCCACGAAAUAACUCUCGCCAGGCCAAUACUGCUACCACGGGUUCCUCUUCCACUGUCCUGGACCCGUCCUGGUACUUCGACACGGGUGCUACGGACCAUGUCACUCCUGAUAUUGGCAAGAUUUCUCUGGCAGACACCUACACUGGUGAUGAUAAGCUGCAAGUUGGAAAUGGUAACCAUCUGUCUAUUUCUCAUAUUGGCUCAUGUUCUUUGCAAAAUCUUUGCUUGCCUAGUGUAUUCGUUGUUCCUAACCUCACCAAAAAUCUUCUUAGCGUUUCCAAACUUACUAAUGAUAAUAAUGUUUACAUGGAGUUUUGGCCCACUCAUUGUUCUGUUAAGGAUUUUCAGGGGCGAACCAUACUCCAAGGGGACAUUAAACAUGGACUUUACCGACUUCCUUCUUCCGCCAAUAACAUGCCUUCCACCAUGGCACUCACUGGUGUACGCACAAGUCUUCAUGGUUGGCAUCAACGUCUUGCACAUCCUCAUGAGGCUCUUUUACGGCGUCUUCUCGUUCAGUUUCAACUUCCAGUUUCCUCAAAUAAAUUUCCCACUGUUUGUGAACCAUGUCAAAUGGGAAAAAGUCAUCGUUUUCCUCUUCCUACAUCUCAUGUUGCCUCUCCCACCCCUUUUGAAUUGAUGUACUCAGAUGUUUGGGGACCAUCCCCCUUAUUUUCAAUUAAUGGAAAUCGCUACUUUGUUUUGUUCAUUGAUGAUUGUACUAAAUUUGUAUGGAUUUAUUUCUUAUCUCAUAAGUCUCAGGUUUUAUCUACUUUUAUUCAGUUUCGUAAAAUGAUUCAAACACAGUUUCAUAGUGACAUCAAAUGUCUUCAAUCUGACUGGGGUGGCGAGUUUCGUAAUGUUUCUGUUUAUCUUCAACAACAUGGUAUUCAACAUCGUCUCUCUUGUCCGUAUACUCAGGAACAAAAUGGUGCGGUUGAACGUCGCAAUCGUAUCAUUGUUGAAAAGGGACUGACCCUAUUAGCCCACUCCUCACUUCCACAGGUUUUCUGGGAACAUGCAUUUAAAACUGCUACUUAUCUCCAUAAUCGCACUAUCACUCCACUAUUGCAUUUUCAAUCACCGUAUCACAAACUCUAUAAUAAAACUCCAGAUUAUGGUUUUCUCAAGACCUUUGGUUGUCUAUGCUAUCCUUUCUUACGCCCUUACAACCAACACAAAAUUGAUUUUCGCUCUCUUCCAUGUGUGUUCCUUGGUUAUAGUGUUGCACAUAAGGGGUACAUUUGUUUUCACCAACCCACUUCCCGCAUCUAUAUUUCCCGUCAUGUUGUUUUCAAUGAAGAUGUUUUUCCCUAUGAUCAACAACCUUCACCUUCUAGUUCUCCCUCCCGUUUACCGCCCUCACCCAGUCCUCCCACACUGCUCCAACAGGCUGCUGCAUUGCCAUCCAUGUCUCCACCCGUGACACCAUCUCCACCAUCUGUCUCUUCUCCGUCUUUAUCAACACCUACACAAUCACCCCCUACCUCUAGUCUGACCCCUCCUCCCCCAUAUCAGCAGUCCACUAUUAGCUCCCGUGCCAAACAGUCCCGAGCCUCCACCUCUCACUAUCGGCCGGCUACUCACAAUACUCAUCCAAUGGUUACUCGGGCUCAAACAAAUUCCUUAAAACCCAAACUUUUUACCUCUCAUAUCUCCUCUCCUUGCACCCUAGAACCUUCUACUUAUGCCCAAGCUGUCAAAUAUCCUCACUGGCAGCAAGCUAUGCACCAAGAAUAUGCUGCUCUCAUGCGAAAUAAGACUUGGUCCAUUGUUCCUUGUCCUACUAAUGUCAAUGUUAUUGGUUCUAAGUGGAUUUUCAGGAUUAAACACCACUCGGAUGGAUCCAUUGAACGGUAUAAGGCUCGGUUGGUUGCACAGGGUUAUAAUCAAGAGGCAGGUAUUGAUUUCUUUGAUACAUUCAGCCCGGUUGUUAAACCCACUACUAUUCGGUUGGUUCUUUCUAUUGCUCUUUCCCAUGGGUGGUGCAUUCGGCAACUUGAUAUCAACAACGCUUUUCUUAAUGGUGACUUACGUGAAGUUGUUUACAUGAAACAACCCCGUGGUUUUGAAGAUCCCAACCGUCUGUCUCAUGUCUGCCGUUUACACAAAGCCAUUUAUGGGCUAAAACAGGCUCCGCGGGCUUGGUUUACUAAGCUAAAAUGUUAUCUGGUUCAGCAAGGAUUUCGUGCUUGUCAGUCAGAUACUUCGUUGUUUGUUCACAUUUCUUCUACCUCCAUCAUCUACAUUCUUGUAUAUGUGGAUGAUUUGAUCAUUACAGGUACUCAUCCAGAUUUGAUUCAGCGCUUCAUCACACGCUUACAUCAAGUGUUUGCUCUCAAAGAUCUCGGCAAUCUGCAUUUCUUCCUGGGCUUACAAAUUCGCAGAAACUCCACAGGUAUUACUUUGUCCCAACAAAGUUACAUCCAAGAUAUUCUCCAGCGAAGUAAUAUGCAGGAUUCUGCUCCAGUUUCUACACCGUCUGAUCCCAGCUCUCGGCUUACUCGUCAUGGUGAUCUCUUUCCUGAUCCCAAAUUUUUUCGGCAGAUUGUGGGUUCUCUUCAAUAUGUUACCAUCACCCGUCCUGACAUUGCAUAUGCUGUCAACCGGGUGUGUCAAUUUAUGCACUCCCCUACCACUCUUCAUUGGCAGGCCACCAAACGGAUUCUGCGGUAUUUACAGGGAACUUCACAUCACUGCCUGCAUUUCACUCCCACUGCAGCCACUUCUCUUCUUGCUUUUUCUGAUGCAGGUUGGCUCUCUGAUCCCGAUGACAGCAGGUCUCAAUAUGGGUAUGCCAUCUUUCAUGGUUCUAAUCUUAUCAGUUGGACUUCACGAAAGCAACGGGUUGUGGCACGCUCUAGUACGGAGGCUGAGUAUCGCUCUCUUG
Messenger RNA from Cuscuta epithymum, 3911 nucleotides. Lineage: Eukaryota; Viridiplantae; Streptophyta; Magnoliopsida; Solanales; Convolvulaceae. The record is from the annotation of a GenBank genome assembly.